Molecule: messenger RNA, 168 nt
Organism: Mesorhabditis spiculigera
Lineage: Eukaryota; Metazoa; Nematoda; Chromadorea; Rhabditida; Rhabditidae
Source: the annotation of a GenBank genome assembly
CCUGAAAAAGAUGGUGAGAGGCGACGCGGUGGAGAAGAAGAACUCCGCUUGACGUUGUCCCCGAAGAGCUUGAUGUCGCGAAAGUGUGGUGAGCAUCAGCAGUGCGAAGUGCCGGGCGAUGCAGUAGCGGCCAGCAGGAAUGCUGACAUCCGGUCGAGGAGGCGAGGA